UCUCCGAGUCUGCUCACGUCAUGCUCUGAUCUUUGGGAAGAGUGACGGCAGGGCUCUAAACUUUCACAUACCGGCGAUUGUUUAAUUCAUCCGCCUUCAUUCAGUAAGAUAUGUCAGUAUCCUUAAGAGUAUAAAGUAGUUUUGUUAUCACUCACAACAUUGUUAGAUUUACUUGACGAGAGCGCGUCUCCAGGUUUUAAAGCUUUUUUUGUUUGAAGUGCGGAGAUUUGGGAUAGCCACACGUUAAAUGGACGCAUGCGGAUCACGUUCAUGUAUUGAACGGAAAAACUUCCACCCAACUUUUCCUGCUGUUGGUCGUCGUGUGAUCCAGCAGGUGGAGAAACACGAGCCGCUGUUUCAUCAGAGGAAAGAACAUUGGAAAUCGAGUUUAAAGUAAAUCUGUUUUCUUCUGAAACUCCCUCUGGAUUUAAUUUCACGACUUGGUGGCUUGAAUAAGCAACUACCCAGAACUGGUGCUGAGUAGUUAGGCUGCUGGUUGUCAUGGCGUCAUCCUCGGUGAAGGUGGCGGUGCGUGUACGGCCUUUCAACAGCCGAGAGACAAACCGAGGAGCCAAGUGUGUGAUACAGAUGCAGGACAAGAGCACCUGUAUUACUAAUCCCAAACAACCCAAGGAUUCACCCAAGAACUUCACGUUUGAUUAUUCAUACUGGUCACACAGCUCAGAAGAAGACCCAUCCUUUGCAUCUCAGAGGAAGGUGUAUCAGGACAUUGGCGAGGAGAUGCUGCUUCAUGCUUUCGAGGGCUAUAAUGUGUGUAUCUUUGCUUAUGGACAGACUGGAGCAGGGAAGUCGUACACAAUGAUGGGAAAACAGGAUCCUGGGCAGCAGGGCAUCAUACCACAGAUGUGUGAGGAUUUGUUCAGGCAAACAGCAGAUAACACUGACCCUGACCUGUCCUUCUCUGUGGAGGUUUCAUAUAUGGAGAUUUACUGUGAGCGGGUCCGGGACUUGUUGAACCCCAAAAGCAAAGGGUCCUUGAGGGUCAGAGAGCACCCUAUAAUGGGCCCUUAUGUAGAAGACCUCUCCAAAAUGGCGGUUACAAACUACAAUGAUAUUGCAGAUCUCAUGGACACUGGCAACAAAGCCAGGACGGUUGCUGCUACCAAUAUGAACGAGACCAGCAGUCGCUCGCAUGCAGUCUUCACCAUCCUAUUCACACAGCGUCGACAUGACCACAUGACCAGCCUGGACACUGAGAAGGUGAGCAAGAUCAGCCUGGUUGAUCUGGCAGGAAGUGAGAGAGCAGACUCAUCUGGAGCCAAAGGCAUGAGGUUGAAGGAGGGAGCCAAUAUUAACAAAUCUCUGACAACACUGGGUAAAGUCAUCUCGGCACUGGCAGACAUGCACGGCUCAAAGAAGAGACGCUCUGAUUUCAUUCCCUACAGGGAUUCUGUGCUCACGUGGUUAUUGAGAGAAAAUCUAGGUGGAAACUCUCGCACGGCCAUGAUUGCUGCUCUGAGCCCAGCAGAUAUCAAUUAUGAAGAAACACUCAGUACUCUCAGGUAUGCAGACAGAGCUAAGCAGAUAAAGUGUAACGCUAUGAUAAAUGAGGAUCCAAACGCUCGUCUCGUCCGGGAGCUCAAAGACGAGGUCAACAGACUCAAAGAGCUCCUCCUGUCUCAGGGACUCAGCAACCUCAUCACUGCCUCAGGGUCUGAAACGGGCCGUCCUGCUUUGGGUGGUGCAUCAAGUGAGCUCCAUCAGCCCUCGCUCUCAUAUGUACAGUCUACCUCUGAUGCACCAAUGGAGGGUGUGACACCCACUAGUCCUACUGAGCACAUCAGUAAAGAGGAGGCCGUGGAGAGACUCAAGGAAACGGAGAAGAUAAUUGCAGAGCUGAAUGAAACAUGGGAGGAGAAACUCAGGAAAACCGAGUCGAUACGACAGGACAGGGAGUCACUGCUGGCUGAGAUGGGUGUGUCUGUGAAAGAGGAUGGAGGAACAGUGGGUGUUUUCUCACCCAAAAGAACGCCUCACCUGGUGAAUCUGAACGAGGAUCCUCUGAUGUCAGAGUGUCUGAUCUAUUAUAUUAAAGAUGGAGUCACUAGGGUUGGUCAGGAGGAUGUGGAUAUUCGUCUCAGCGGUCAGUUUAUAAAGGAACUGCAUUGCGUCUUCUGCAGUGAAGUCAAUGACAAUAAUGAAGUGGUGGUGACUUUGGAGCCGUUAGUUGGAGCAGAAACAUACGUCAAUGGCAAACGCAUCAAUGACGGUGUUGUACUCAAGCAAGGUAACCGUAUAGUGAUGGGGAAGAACCAUGUGUUCAGGUUUAACCACCCUGAGCAGGCCCGUCUAGAGAGAGAGCGCAGUGCCACACAGGAACAGCAGGGGGAGCCAGUGGACUGGAGCUACGCACAGAAAGAACUGCUGGAGAAACAAGGCAUUGACAUAAAGCAGGAGAUGGAGAAGAGACUGCAGGAUCUGGAGAAUCAGUACCGCAAAGAGAAGGAGGAGGCCGACCAGAUACUGGAACAGCAGAGACUGUAUGCAGACUCAGACAGUGGAGAUGACUCAGAUAAGCGGUCCUGUGAGGAGAGCUGGAGGCUCAUCUCUUCUCUCAGAGAGAAACUACCAGCCAACAAGAUGCAGUCUAUCGUGAAGAAGUGUGGUUUGCCCAGCAGUGGGAAGAGGAGGGAGCCGCUACGUGUGUAUCAGAUCCCCCAGCGCCGCCGCAUACCUACCUCCCAGGAGUCCAAACACAGACUCAGCUUGGAAGAGCUUCGCACACAGGCUGUUAAAGAGAUCUGCUAUGAGGUGGCGCUUGGAGACUUUAGGCAUACACGACAAGAGAUCGAGGCCUUGGCCAUUGUCAGGAUGAAGGAGCUUUGUCGGACAUACGGCCAAAAAGACCCUCAGGAGAGAGAGACCUGGAAAAGUGUGGCGAAGGACGUAUGUGAGACUGUGGGCAUCGGAGAAGAGGAGGGAGACCGGGAGGAAAGAACAACAGCAGGAGGAGGAGGGAGUGAGGGUGGAAAGGCCGAUAUGGGAGAUCUCAAGGCUCAUAUUGACAAGUUGACUGAUAUACUGCAGGAAGUGAAGUUGCAGAAUAAUAUGAAGGAUGAGGAGAUACGAUCGCUAAGGGAUCGCAUGGUGAAGAUGGAGAAAAUAUUCCCUGUCGAAGUUCAGGGUGACGAAGAAGACAUUGAAUUUGGUGGGGCCAGAGCUGAUGAACCGGCAGCACAAGUCCACAGACGUGAUGAGGAUUCUGGGUACCGGCGAGGUCGUCAUCGCUGGCAGUACCCGGAGAAGUACCACGACCCUAAACGCCGCAAAGGAACCAACAAUCAGCCAAACAAUGCCCUCUACACCGCUCCCUCAGGACACUCUCAGAACAACCCAUUUAGUACGGCAUCCUCUCGAUUCUCAAAUCCAUCUUUCAAUUCUCAAACCCCUCGCAACCCCAAUGGACCUUUUUUGCCAGGCACCGGACGGUUUUUGCCACCUCAAGAGAGGAAGCUACAGUUCCCCUUUAAGAAUAAUCCCCAGCACAGAGGCUUCAUCUGGGGCCCGUCCGCAAACCAAGAAGGUGGAAAGGACCCAUCUGCUCAGUCGUCCUCCAAUCCUGAUUUGGUUCAUACCUUCCAGUCCUCUCCCUCGCCAAACAAGGGCCAAUGGCAACACAAUCAUCACCAACAACGGCGCAAUCACGGUAACAGAGGCUACGGAAACUGGGGUAACAGGCAACGCCCACGAAACCGGGGACGGAAUCCAUUCGAUGGAUAUUUAACCAACGAGCAGGCUGGGAACGCUGAGCGUAAAGACGGUGGGUCAGUCCAAGGGCAGCACAAGCAAGGUAGAGCACGCUACUCCUGGUACAAUCCCAAUUUUGCUUCAGACCAGUCUGUUGGAGAUGGAUUCCAGCACUUUAACUACAACCAAAGCAGACAAGGUCUUUACAAACACCCCAACUCACAGUAUAAUCACUACCAGCACCCUCAUAAUCAGGACAACCCUCCAGAGAUGACCCAACUGAGGUCUGAAGGCAAUCCCAAUCCACCUUCUAUCCCAGAUUGCAAUAGCACCCCAAUGGAGACCUGAUUUCAUCUAUGGAGACCAUGAUCUUUUGCAUAGUUCUUGGACAGGACUCUUAGAAACCUCGGACCCUCAGAUAUACGGUGUUGUGGUUUGUUGUGGAAGGGUUUUAGAUGCUGGGAGCGUCCAGAAAGGGAGAAACUCCCUAGUGCAAUAACAAUGCUGUACGAAACAUUUUAUGCACCUGAGUUUUUAUGUACAUAUUGCAGUUUCAUACCUGCACCUACAAUACCUGAUUUUAUGUGCGCACAUAUCUAUGUUAUUCAGAUGUAUAUAUAUAUCUAUAAGUAGGUUAUAAAUUGAAAGCAUAUGUAUUUGCAAGAGAAUUGAGCUUCUUAUGUCGCACAGUGCACUGCAACAUUGACGUUAUGGCCUGAGAAGUACUGUAUAUGGCCUAUGAAGCUGUUUGGAGAGUUCUGUUGGAUAUCUGAUGAUUUUACAUUGUGCCUUUUGAAAAGCCAAAGAAUUUGGAGAAUUAGUAGCCCUCAGACUCAUAACUGCUUUGGAUGCUGCCUUUUUUUAUAGCUGAUGUUUUUCUUUUUUUAUCUUGCAAUUCAUUUAUUUAUGUUCUUUUAUUCUUGCAUCCUGAGGGGCUUGUGUUUCAGAAAUUGUCUUCUGUUGUUAGGGGAUAAAAAGACAUGGGAUACAUAAUCCUAACGCAGUUAAGUGCAAACAGUUGAGGUGGCAAAUUCUUGUUUUUGUUACCUUGUCCUAAUCGGGCACAUUAUGAUAAAGAGACAAUAGCUGCGCUUCCAUUACCCUUCAAAUUGCGCAAAUUGAAAUUGCAAAUUGAAAAUACGCCCAAUGGAAAUACAGGCAAAACUCCCAUAUAUUACGAAAAAGUUUUUACGCUCACAUGAAGUGGUUUUUCAGGCAAUUCGAAAAAGGAAUAUUUCGCAAAACUGCAAUGGAAACUAUUUUUUUUUGCAUUUAUAGAUCACCUGGCAUACGAUCAUUCUUUAAAGAUGAAGUGGUAUGUUUGGACAGAAGAUGAGACAGAGUUCUUUAUUAAACUCAUUAAAGACAAAAUAGUUACGGGAAUACUGGAUUCUAAACAAAGAAAUGCCACAAUUUAUCAAGACCUUGAAGCAGAUGGAUUGAGAAACACCCAGAAACACCUCAUACGAAGUAUAAAGGGCUUUUCUUGCCAUUAAUGCUUGGAUAACACUCCUAAAUCUCCUUUGAUUAAAAAUAACGGCUACUUAAAUACUUAAACCUACUAACAUCCAUUGCCAUGAUUUUUGGAAUGACUUAUCAUGCGUUAAUGGAAACGCUGUCAUUUCGCAAUAGAUUAUUAUCGACAAAUUUUUUGCGCAAAUCUGUAAUGGAAACUCAGCUAAUGAUUCUGUCUCUUCUCUGUUAAGGUGCAAUCACACUGACAAUGUUUUGCUGCAGCAAAGCGACAAAGUAAAUCAUUUUCAAUGAGAGUUGGCAACAAUCGAAAGGCUGUUCGCAAUGCAAACAACCUGAGCGGAGUUCAAAUCCCGCUCCACAUACAGCAGCUGUAUACUAAAAACCGAAUGAUCCGACGUGCUAUUAUAUUUAUCGCUUCAUGCAUCAUUUAACGUACAGGGAAACAAUCUUUGGUGUUUGAUUCUUAUUUUUGGCCAGAAUAAGCUGCGGAGUGGACCAGACUUUAUACCGAUAGUCAACAGUCUGACUCUGUGAUACUAGCCAAAUACUGCACCCUAAGAUGCUGAUUGUUCAGCUGAUGAAAUAUCCUUCCAAAAGACUUUCAGUAGACGACAACUCCGUGAGAUUUUUCAGUUUUUGAAAGUGACGUGACCUUUAUACAGCACAUGUAAAGCCUAACUCUAUCCCUCAGCCUUGUUUUCAUCCAUGUUAAAUUCAAUAUGGUGUCUACACUGACUAAGGUCUGUUAUCAGACAGUUUGGGUUGAAGAAUAAAUCAUGGAUAACAACCAUUGAAUUCUUGCUGUAUUCUUGUAACACCCAUUUAGGACAUGCUGUUAUUCCCAUUUUGACUUUUUGUAAGUUCUCAACUGACAAUGAUCUAAAACUGAAAAAUAAAUAAUUUUACCUUAA
This is a messenger RNA of Megalobrama amblycephala (Wuchang bream), 6095 nucleotides long. RefSeq names its product kinesin family member 1C (gene kif1ca). Bases 502 to 4056 code for a protein of 1184 amino acids. Gene Ontology annotation, biological process: microtubule-based movement. The record is from RefSeq and is a predicted model, not a curated record. Gene Ontology annotation, molecular function: microtubule binding; ATP binding; microtubule motor activity. The transcript has 25 exons. NCBI's taxonomy places the organism in Eukaryota, Metazoa, Chordata, Actinopteri, Cypriniformes, Xenocyprididae.